This is a messenger RNA of Moneuplotes crassus, 1724 nucleotides long. NCBI's taxonomy places the organism in Eukaryota, Ciliophora, Spirotrichea, Euplotida, Euplotidae. The record is from the annotation of a GenBank genome assembly.
AUGGAGGCUAAGAUGGACUACCAACCAAUCCAAGAUGAUGAAGAUGCUCUAGAAGCUAAUGGAGCUAUACAACAAUUUGCUUUCCCUCAGAUUGAUUUAAACAAUCAGUUUCAAAAUGAUUAUAACCAACAACAUGAAGACCUAAACCAUCUACUGUGCGAUACUUGUAAUGUAGGCGUGCACCAGAGUUGUUAUGGGAAGGAUCUGGGGAAGGGAGUUCCAGGAGGAGAAUGGAAUUGUGAGAGGUGUGAGUUUGUGUGGAGGAAGAAGAGAGGGGAUUUUAGGUGUUGUGUGUGUAGGUUGUGAAGGAAGAGUGAGGGGUGACUUGUGAAAGUGCAGAUGUGGUGGUAUCAUGUGCAGUGAGUUAAUUGGACUUCGGAGAUUUAUUUUGAGGAUUAUGGGAGUAAGAAGAAGUUAGGAGGGAGUUUAGCGAAGGAAGAGUGUAUGCAAGUGCAGAAAGAUACGUGUACGUACUGAAAUAUUGAUGAUUGAUAUUGAAUUAAGUGUGAUAUCUUAGAGUGAAAUGAGAAGUUUUGUGUGAGAUGUGCCUCCAAUAAAGGCAUUAUUAGGGAAGAUACUCUGAUGGAGUCCCAUAAACAUCCUGAUAUGCAUGAUGUGGUCUAUAUCUUUUGCGAAAGGCAUAUAAAUUAUGGAGUAAGUUUGGUUCAGAAUAAAGAGUUUAAUAAACUGAGAUUAGAUCCCAUCGAAAUAGAAGAAAAUGCAAAAGCCAUUUUGGAGAAAAAGGAGAAGAGAAAUAAUAUUAAAAAAAGAAAUGAAAGGAUGAAGAAGAUUAAAAGGACAAUUAAAAAAAGGAAUCUAACACCCUCCAGCACAGACAGUGACAGUAGAGAAAAUGGCUAUUCAGAAAUAAAAGAUCUAAAAAAAGAGUUAGAUUCUUUAAAGUAUCAAUAUUCUCAAGUUUCAAACUUAUUGAUCCAGGGAAUGCUUGGAAAAAAUGCUAAUCCCCAAGAACUUCUUUCUCACACAAACAAUAUUGUUGAAACAAUGUCCAAAAACACUUCUAGAAGGAUUAAAAAAGUUUCAUCAUCCAAUGUAAAAACAUCCCGCAGAAAGAAAAAGAUCCAAAAGCCAAGAUGCGAAACCCAUUCCAGCCUCAGAAAUUGAUCAAAACAACACUUUUAGACAGAUGAGCCAAAUUUCUGAGCAACUAGAUAAUGUCUCCCUUAACUCUAAGACCAAGAAAAGAUCAAGAAAGGCAGAAGCAAAAAAGCAAGAUAUUCCUAUAUUAGAUAAGCUCGCAACAUUUAAAGUACUCGACCAAGCCGCUACCUAUUUUUGCCUUACUGACGAAAUCUACACAUACCAAGAACUCCAGAAAGAAAUCAUUGAAUACUUCGAAAAACUCGGAAUGUACGACACUAGCCUCCAAAUCAUCAAAGUCUAUCUCUGCCCUCGAGCUAGGGCUCUCUUCCAGUGCGAUAUCGUCCCUAAAGACAGCAUUGUCGAAAAGCUCUUCACUAACGCCAAAAUAGUCAACGACUCUGCCGAUUCCUCUAUGGAAGACUGCAUGAUUCCCUCUACUGCCUCAGCCCAGUCAGAACUCCCCAGUGAGCAGUCCUCGCUUUGAAAUUCAGAACUGGAAGAGUUCCUGAAGAAGUAUAAUCUGUCUUCAGAGGAUUUGUUGAAGAUAGCGAGUAAUCCUCAGCUGAUGGGGCAGCUGGAGGGAUUUCAGUAGGUUUGAGGGAUUUUUUAAGGUAAUUUUU